CACCUCCAUCAGCAGGAGGAUGGGGGCUGGUGUUGUAGAUAAAGUGAAGCCUCCAGAUGGAGGCUGGGGCUGGAUCGUGCUUCUUGGGGGUUUCGUCAUCACAGGCUUCUCCUAUGCCUUUCCUAAAGCCAUAAGUGUGUACUUUAAGGAACUGAUGCGAGACUUUGGGUGUGGCUACAGCGACACGGCAUGGAUUUCCUCCAUCAUGCUGGCCAUGCUGUAUGGCUCAGGCCCAGUUUCUAGUAUUAUGGUGAACAGGUAUGGCUGUCGUCCAGUCAUGCUCUUUGGGGGACUGUUGGCAUCAGCUGGGAUGAUUGGGGCUUCUUUUACCACCAACAUCAUUCAACUUUACCUCACAGCUGGGGUAAUCACAGGUCUUGGCCUGGCUCUGAAUUUCCAGCCCUCUUUAAUUAUGCUUGGAUGCUAUUUUGAUAAGCGCAGGCCUCUGGCCAACGGACUGGCUGCUGCUGGGAGUCCAGUCUUUCUAUCAGUUCUCUCUCCACUAGGACAAGUACUGCUGGAACGCUAUGGCUGGAGAGGUGGCUUCCUCAUCAUGGGCGGCUUGCUGCUUAACUGCUGCACCUGUGGAGCUGUUAUGAGACCACUGAGAUGCAGAGUUAGGACAACUGCAGCCAGGGGUGAGGCGAAUGCUCUAGAGCUGAAAGAGAUGCUCCCAUCAAAACCUGGCCAGGAGAACAGCAAUGUAAAUACUAAAGCUAAUAAGGAAAACAACAAGAAAAAGAAGCUCCUUGAUUUCAGUGUGCUUCGUGAUAAGGGACUUGUAAUUUAUAUUAUUGCCAAAUUCAUAGUCGUCCUUGGUUUGUUUGUUCCAACAAUUCUCUUGGUCAACUAUGCCAAAGACCAAGGUAUUCCCGACAAGGAUGCAGCCUUUUUGCUUUCCAUUAUUGGAUUCAUUGAUAUUUUUGCUCGCCCAACAUGUGGCAUAGUGGCAGGCCUAAAAUGGGUAAGGCCCAAGAUGCCCUAUUUCUUCAGCAUAGCCUUACUUUUUAAUGGCCUUACAGAUGUUUGCUCAGCCAGAAGUACAGACUACAAAGGACUGGUUAUCUUCUGUGUGUUCUUUGGGCUUUCAUAUGGUAUGGUGGGAGCUCUGCAGUUUGAAGUGCUGAUGGGUAUUACAGGAACUGACACUUUUUCCAGCGCCCUGGGACUGGUGCUUCUUUUUGAGGCAGUGGCAGUACUCAUUGGACCUCCUUCUGCUGGGCGUUUAGUGGAUGCUUACAAGAACUAUGAGCUGAUUUUCUAUAUGGCUGGAGGAGAGCUGAUCACGGCUGGCAUAUUCCUUACUGUAGCAUCAUAUCGCUGCCUCAAGCGACGAAGGAAUAAGGACACAGGCUUGGGAGAAGACUCUGAUAUUGAGAGCAACCAUACUGAACAUAACCAUAAUAGCCAUGAAUCCAACUGUGCCAUAAAAGAUAAUGAAAGAUAGAGGUGUAAGAUUACAACGUGCACAAUGUAAAUUGAUGGGAAAUUUAGUUCAGUUAUUCAGAUAUAAAAGUGUAAGUGGUUGUUUUUACAUUUAAAUCAAUAUGUUUUUUAAACUUUAUUGUGGUAAUUAUCAUGUCUAGACAGCUAGUAGUGUAUAUCUAAGUAGUCAGCUACUUAAGUUGCAAAUCCUAAGUCCCUAAUCCUAAGUUGCAAAACCUACGCGUUCCAUUUAUCACGGAAGUUGGAGGUCACCUCUCGGAAUUACACAAUUACAAAGUUACACUAUGUUGAAGGCAUUCCAGUCUUGUUGACACUGUUUAUGGUAAAUCGAGGUUAGCGCUGUUGGGGAUACUAGUUGGUAACAAAGCAUUAUACAGUAUAUUGUGUGUUCGGCAUAUUCACAGAUAGUAGCUGGACAGUACUGUGUGUAUGACCGGACUAAUGACACACAAAUAGAUAAUAAUAAUAAUAAACUGUACAACACCACAAUAUUAAUUUUACUACUGGUGCAGCCAUUUUGGAUACUGAAGUUCCCACUCAAACUUGAAAAUUCUGUCAUCUGAGUUUAACAUUAGAUAUGUUUUAGUAAUUCAAUGUUACUUAUGUCUAAUUAUAAAUGAGAAUAAUUAUUCUCUUUUGUUGCAGAUCAAUAACUAUUUUAUGCAGGUACCUCCUCCUAAAACCCCAGAUUUUGCUUUUUAU
Messenger RNA from Astyanax mexicanus (Mexican tetra), 2148 nucleotides. It is a transcript of the gene slc16a8, whose product is annotated as solute carrier family 16 member 8. Gene Ontology annotation, cellular component: membrane. Bases 20 to 1447 code for a protein of 475 amino acids. The transcript has 4 exons. Gene Ontology annotation, molecular function: monocarboxylic acid transmembrane transporter activity. Gene Ontology annotation, biological process: transmembrane transport; monocarboxylic acid transport. The record is from RefSeq and is a predicted model, not a curated record. NCBI's taxonomy places the organism in Eukaryota, Metazoa, Chordata, Actinopteri, Characiformes, Acestrorhamphidae.